This is a messenger RNA of Python bivittatus (Burmese python), 2623 nucleotides long. Lineage: Eukaryota; Metazoa; Chordata; Lepidosauria; Squamata; Pythonidae. The record is from RefSeq and is a predicted model, not a curated record.
UGCCUCUGUGCCUGGGGAGACCAGCUCAGGGCCAUGACCGGGGAGCUUCAGACCGGAGGAGUGUUCAGCAAGGUUCCUGUGUGAGGGUCCACUGACCAGCCAGGAAGAAAAACCAAAUUCUCUUGUCAAGAGAGGGUCCCUGGCAGGAGACCUGAAGCCAACUGCUCUCAGAAACCUGGCAGGAAGUCUGGGCUGUGGAGAGCAAUCUUUCAGGUCAGGCCAGUUUCUUCUCUGGCUUGCUCUGGAGGUUGCCACACACAGCUAGCAGGGAGGGAGCCAGGCAGGUAGGACAGGUGAGCUUCCCACUCAGCACAGUUGUCCCAGAGCUGUGCUGUGGGCUGGCUGCUGGCAGGCAUCUGAAGCUCACCCAUAUGCCUGAAGGAAGGCAGUACACCAUGGACCUUGGAAGGUUGCAGUGACCUGCCAGGGCUACUGGUGCUGGGAAGAGGCCAUGGAACAGCCCCCCCACCUGGAAGGUCCAUUGUCUCCUCAUGAGGCCCUGAGCCCUGUUCUCUAUGCCUUCCCACCUGCUGUCUCUCAAGUGGCCCCAUCUGGGGAGACCAUUCAAGGUGCCACCCUCAGAUCUUGUGGUACAGACACCAGACCGGGCCCCCUGCCCUGCAUAGCUUGUGCAAGUCCAAGUGCUUCCUCCACCCCCACUUUCAAGGCAUCCUGGGGGAUGGGCCCGAAGAGGGUGGCCCUCAUCGCCUGUCUUCUCAUCCUCAUCGUGUUGCUGAUUGCCCUCAUCCUGCUCUUCUUGUUCUGGCGGUCCAGCACCGGCAUUGUGUACAAGCAGCCGGUGGAGAGCUGCAGUGGCCACGCUGUGCGGUGUGACGGGGUUCCCGACUGUUCUCAGCGGAGCGAUGAACUAGGCUGUGUGCGCUUUGGGUGGAACCAGUCCUUGCUCCAUGUCUACUCGGGAGCAGAGAGGGAGUGGCUGCCUGUCUGCAGUCACACCUGGACCGAGGCCUUCUCCCGAAAGACCUGUCAGCAGCUUGGAUUCCUAAACUUUGCCUCCUGCUGGGCCCUCGAGAGAACUUGUCUUUCUCCCGGCCAGGCAGACCGACUUGGGGGUUCUGCUCCUCCAAGACACAUGCACGACCCUGUUGGCCACAGGCUCUGGGUUUCUCACCUAACAUCUGGUUUGUUGAUCUCCACUGCAGCUCCCAGUGCAGCUCCAGAAAACUGUGGGCAACGGAUAUCCGGCCGCAUCGUGGGUGGCACCGAAGCAUCUGCCAGUAAAUGGCCUUGGCAAGUGAGCCUCCAGUAUGGGUCCGCUCACAUCUGUGGUGGCACUAUCAUUGACCCCCAGUGGGUGCUGACCGCAGCCCACUGCUUCUUCAUAAAUAGUGUGAAAAUCCUGGAUGAGUGGAAGGUAUAUGCUGGUGCCGCUGACCUCAAGCAGGCGAUGGAGGGGAUCCUUGUCUCUGAGGUCAUCAUUAAUGCCAAUUACAGUGAUGAUCACGAUGACUACGACAUUGCCCUGAUGAAGCUCUCCCAUCCCUUGGUCCUCUCAGCUCAUGUUCGCCCAGCCUGCCUUCCCAUGUCAGGCCAAAGGUUUCUUCCUGGGAGGACAUGCUUCAUCACAGGCUUUGGCAAGAUCAGUGAAAAUGAAGAGAAUACAUCGCCCAAGCUGCGGGAAGCAGAAGUGAAAAUCAUUGACUAUCGGCUCUGCAACAGCCGUAAUGUCUACGAGGGAUUCUUGACCCCCCGGAUGAUGUGUGCUGGGUUUCUGCAAGGGGGCACAGACUCUUGCCAGGGCGACAGCGGCGGCCCCCUGGUCUGUCAGGACAGCAGCCGAUGGUACUUGGCUGGUGUCACCAGCUGGGGAACCGGCUGCGGCCAGAGGAACAAGCCAGGCGUCUACACCCAAGUCGCAAAGUUUCUGGGCUGGAUUUACAGCCAGAUGGAGAGCCAGAGCAAGUGAGAAGAGGCGGGCACCCCACACCGCUUUCCGGGGAAGUGGAAGGACCUGGCAAAGGUGGACCGACUGUAUCUUCCUGCUCUUGGGACUUAAGGACACCGGUGGGGCGGAGGACAGCUGGGCUCUUCCCCACGGUCUGUGUGCCCUCCGAACUGCUGUUGGAACCGGCUGGGGACUCUGGGCUGAAGGAUGCAGCUGCUGAGCCUGGAGCUGAGCAUUUGGCGAGACACGCUGGGUCACAUGGGGUAGGGUGAGAUGGCCUAGAGACCUUGCUCUGUGGUAGCGCCUUUCUGAGAUCUGACAGCGCUGUUGGCAUCAGAGGGCACUGACCAAAAGGUGCCCUCAACUGACAGGAAAGGGUCAGCUGCAACUCCUCAUAAUGCAGGAUCUGACUGGCAGCACUACAGGCCCUGGAAACUGGGCUCAUUAGGACCGCCCUCUGCUGCCGCCGGGUACCACCCCUCUCACCACCUCAGUGUUUCUGUCUCUCUGCCCCCGGGAGCUGAGCGCAUGGCAUGAGACCCACUGUGACCACCCACCUGGAGAAGGAGUUGCAGAAGGAGCAUGUACCCCUAAAAUUUGACUUCCCUCUCCCUAAUCAGACAUCUCCUUCCUUCUCUGAAGCAUCUUCCUGAAAAGGAUGUGCCUCCUGGGCUAGAACGCCUUAUUUCCGAAAACAGAAGCAUCAGUGUGACACUG